This is a messenger RNA of Aedes albopictus (Asian tiger mosquito), 1499 nucleotides long. RefSeq lists its product as uncharacterized. The transcript is spliced from 2 exons. The record is from RefSeq and is a predicted model, not a curated record. Lineage: Eukaryota; Metazoa; Arthropoda; Insecta; Diptera; Culicidae. Bases 138 to 977 code for a protein of 279 amino acids.
GCUAAUUUGUUUUGUUUAUGUUUUUCAUCUACCGGAAAAAGUAAAUUGAAUAGGGGACUGUUGUACAUGUUUUCAAGUUCUGCCGGUGAUAUUCAAAAGUUUUGAAAUAGUGAUUGUGAUAUGGUAUUAUUUUAGCCAUGCAUAUGCAGAAAUCUAAGUCAACUGUGGCUCCAAAGAUUUGGAAGCGGGAUGAAAUUCUCACAUUUUUGGACAUUUUCGAAUCAACCUUUCAUGCAUCGGUCGCGGAUCCUUUUGAUUCCGAAGAAGACAUGUGGAAAUGUAUUGCGGACAAACUGUUGACGCAGGGCAUAGCUGUUUCCGUUCAGCAAUGUAUCAACAAAUGGAACAUCCUUUACAAAACGUACGCCAAUAAUCAGAAUCGACAGGGCGUUUUCUACGCUAAAGUGAAACAAAUUGUCGAAUUCUCACAGGAACUUAACGAUCAGCAACAAGAAUCAGCGCAAAUUCAAGGGCAAAUUGUGGCUGAUGAGCAGGUGGUAGAAUAUGACACGGAAAUACCGAUCAAAAAGGAGUUAUCCAACGAUGAUGAGCAGCCAGAGGAGUUAGAUAAAAAUUUGAAGGGUCACCAAAAAAGCCAUGAACAUAUCGAGGAAACCACCACUGAUCAAGAACAGGUGCAUGAAAUCAUCAUUUCAGAUAUUCCUGAUACUCAACCUGAUGAUCAAUGUGAUAGUAGCCUAGAAACGAUCGAUACCGAACCUUGUGAAAAAAAGAUCAAACUAUCAGACGAUGCUUGUGCGGAUGUUGAUCUUCCGGAUGAUUCACCAGGUGACAAACCAGCGCCAGCAGAAGAAAACCUAAAUUUGCGAGAUAUGCUUCAAACGAUUCUCAAGAAAAUCAAUGCAAUUCAAGAUGAACAAAUUAGUCAAGGGCGUCGUAUUGCUAGUAUAGAAAAACGUCAAGAUGAGCAUAGAUCCAUACUACUUGAUAUAAAGAAGGGUAUGGGAUUUGAAUAAUUUCCUUUUCGUUAUGGAAACACACUGACUGAAAUAUAUGGGGUUUGAAUUAUAAGGGUCAAAUAAACGAUGUUCGCUUAAUUUUUAUUACCAAGUGCCUCUCUACUUCUUAUGCUUGACACUUCCUGUUGUUCACUUCAGCAGAUAUUGUUUUGGAAUCCUUACUUACCUUACUGAUCAGGCUAAGGCCGGGGUGGCCUCUGCUGUACAUAGUAGCCUCCUCCAUUCCACUCGGUCUAUGGCUGUUUGUCUCCAGUUCCGCACUCUGCGUAGGGUCCGCAGAUCGUCCUCCACUUGGUCGACCCACCUAGCUCGCUGCACUCCACGUCUUCUUGUACCGGUCGGAUGACUCUCGAGAACCAUUUUAGUCGGGUUGCUAUCCGACAUCCUGAUGACGUGGCCCGCCCACCGUAGCCUCCCGAUUUUCGCGGUGUGGACGAUGGUUGGUUCUCUCAGCAGCUGAUGCAGCUCGUGGUUCAUUCGCCUUCUCCAAGUCCCGUCUUGCAUCUGCACUCCACCGUA